This is a messenger RNA of Aspergillus viridinutans, 2325 nucleotides long. Its product is annotated as glycoside hydrolase family 95 protein. The transcript is spliced from 6 exons. The coding region runs from base 1 to 2325 and encodes 774 amino acids. The record is from RefSeq and is a predicted model, not a curated record. Gene Ontology annotation, molecular function: alpha-L-fucosidase activity. Gene Ontology annotation, biological process: carbohydrate metabolic process. Lineage: Eukaryota; Fungi; Ascomycota; Eurotiomycetes; Eurotiales; Aspergillaceae.
AUGUACCUCGCUUUAGCUUCAGCUCUCCUUCUCCUUCCCGGGGUGACGUCCAGAUCCCUCUGGUCCGAUUCCCCCGGUAGCUAUGCGGAUCUCAUAACUACUGCGUUUUCAUUAGGGAAUGGUCGGGUGGGAGCAAUGCCUCUCGGACUACCCGGGAAGGAAAUCAUCAAUUUGAACAUCGAUUCCUUGUGGCAGGGUGGUCCGUUCGAGAGUCCAGACUAUGCUGGAGGUAAUCCCAACAUCUCCAAGGCAGACGCCCUCCCAGGUAUCAGAGAGUGGAUCUUCCAGAACGGCACGGGGAAUGUCUCUGCGCUGCUGGGCGAGUUUCCGCAUUACGGGUCGUUCCAGGUUCUGGCGAAUCUGACGGUUGAGCUGGGGGAUGGGGAUUUGGGCUCUGUGGCUGAUUACAGGCGGAGUCUGAAUUUGCGGACGGGAGUGUAUGCGGAUCGGUUCUGUGUGGGGGAGAGGGAGGCAUUCUGCUCGUAUCCUGACGGCGUAUGCGUUUACCGGCUUGCGUCGAAUACAAGUCUCCCGGCUGUGGCGAUCAAUCUGGAGAAUCUGCUGGCGGCGCCGGAGCCGAAUGUCACCUGCUCGGGGAAUAGUAUCAGUCUGUAUGGGCGGACGUUUCCGGGCAUUGGGAUGCGGUAUAAUGCUAGGGCGACGGUAGUAGUUCCCGGGCUGAAAAGUGAUCUAUGUGCGCAAUCUGCAGUCCGUGUGCCAGGAGGUCAGAGGGAGAUUGUCAUUGUGGUUGCGGCUGGAACGGAUUACGAUGCUUCCAAGGGCAAUGCGGCAGCCAAUUUCUCUUUCAGAGGAAAGGACCCCUAUGAUGACGUGCUAAAGACAUCGUCCAAUGCAGCCGGGAAGCCUUAUUCGCGGCUAAAGUCGGCGCAUAUCAAGGACUUUCAGAGCAUCUUUGAUGGAUUCACCCUCACUCUCCCAGACCCGUACAACUCCGCCAGCAAGCCAACAACCGAUCUCAUCGCGGCCUACACCCAGCCGGGCGACCCGUAUGUCGAAAACCUGCUCUUCGACUAUGGUCGGUAUCUGUUCCUCUCGUCCUCGCGACCAGGGAGCCUUCCGCCGAACCUACAAGGGCUCUGGACGGAACAGUACUCUCCGGCAUGGAGCGCCGAUUACCAUGCCAACAUCAACCUGCAGAUGAACCACUGGGGUGUCGAGCAGACUGGACUCGGCGGGCAGACAGAGCCGCUCUGGACUUAUAUGCUUGAGACCUGGCUGCCGCGCGGUGCAGAGACAGCGAGGUUGUUGUAUAACGCCGACGGGUGGGUGACGCACGACGAGAUGAAUAUUUUCGGGCAUACCGCGAUGAAAGACUCGGCACAAUGGGCCAACUACCCGGCCGUCAACGCGUGGAUGUCCCAGCAUGUCUGGGAUCAUUUCGACUAUACCCGGGAUAUCAAAUGGUACCAAACAGUCGGCUACCCAAUCCUCAAGGGGGCAGCCCAGUUCUGGCUCUCGCAGCUCGUCCAGGACGAGCACUUUAACGACGGAACCUGGGUCGUCAAUCCGUGCAACUCGCCAGAACAUGGUCCAACGACCUUCGGCUGCACCCACUUCCAACAACUCAUCUGGGAACUCUUCGACCACGUCCUCCGCGGCUGGACAGCCUCAGGCGACACCGACGCCACUUUUCACUCCGCCAUCGCCUCCAAAUUUUCGUCGCUUGACACCGGCAUCCACAUCGGGUCCUGGGGCCAGAUCCAAGAGUGGAAACUCGACCUCGACACCCCAAACGACACCCACCGACACCUGUCCAACCUCUACGGCUGGUACCCGGGCUACGCCAUCUCGUCCGUCCACGGACACAACACGACAAUCACCAACGCGGUAGCUACAACGCUCACCUCCCGCGGCUCCGGCAUCGAAGACUCGAAUACCGGCUGGGGAAAGCUCUGGCGCAGCGCCUGCUGGGCUCUUCUCAACGAGCCAGCCAACGCAUACAGCGAGCUCACCCUCGCUAUCCAGAAUAAUUUCGCGGCGAAUGGGUUGGACAUGUACUCCGGUAACCCGCCGUUUCAGAUCGAUGCCAAUUUUGGGGUUUUGGGGGCGGUGAUGGCGAUGCUUGUAAGGGAUUUGGAUGGAGUGGGGGAUGAUGGGCGGGUGCAGGCUGUGUUGCUGGGUCCGGCGAUUCCGGCGGCGUGGGGUGGCGGGAGUGUAACUGGGGUAAGGUUGAGAGGGGGUGGGAUGGUGGAUUUUAAAUGGGAUGAGGAUGGGGUUGUGAGGUCUUGUCGCGCUGAUCUGUCUGGGAGGGGAGGCCAGAAAGUAGAGUUCUAUGUUAAGGGGGGUGAUGCCAUUCGUUGUUGA